AUGCGCGUUUACGGCGAGAACGAACGACGCCAGUCGGUGUACGCGUGGAACACCGUCGACGUGCUUGUCGACGGCCUGCUGCAGCACGGCGAAGUAGUCGAUGUAGCCGAGAACGGGCUGAUCAUUGAUUUCGGAUGCGAAGCACAUCGCGCGGAGUUCAUCGAAUACGGGCGCAUCUUCCAUUCGCAGAGCCCCUUUGAUCCUUUGGAUACCACUUUUGACACCCGGGUGCAGGUUCUCCUACGAGCAUGCCCCGACCACCUCUGGAAAUGGUACCCCGGGAGGGUGGUACCCCAGUUGCCCUCGGCGGAGACAUACUUGUCCAGUUUGAGCAUCGUGGAGGUGCAGUUGCCCCACGGGGUUAUCCAGGAGGUGCUGCCCAAGGAUCAAAUACGCCGAUCGCCCUCGGAGGCGGAUUUGGCCAGGCGUUGUGUAGGGGAGAAUGAUUAUAUCAUCCGCGACUGCCCCUUGCCGGCAGCCUGGUCCGAGGAGGCGCCGUUGCUCCAGGAGCUCUGUAAAAUGAAUUCGCCGAGCGUGCGAUGCACCACGGUGCAUGACGGGAUGCUGUACUAUGUACAGCGAUACUCCAUCCAGCCCGCGCUAUAUCCACUGGAACUGGGCGACCUCUACUUGGAACUGAAGAGACAGCUUGCAGCUGGCGAAUUAUCACCGGGGCUGGUGGGUGGACAUCUCAUAACCGUCGAUACUGUCAGUGAGGCACUGGAGCAGUGUUUUAUACCAUGCGAACUAGUUGUACUGACAGAAAUAAUCGGAUUACUGGACAGCGUCAACCGCACGCGUUUUCGGCGCACCUGCGCCCUGUGGAAUACCAUCAUAACGGACGCUUCGUUAUCGGAUGUGUUGAUCUCCGGCCAAAAAGAGGACGUUUGGCCGACAUCCCGCCAGAAACCACUGUUCUGGAUACUGGCUUGUGUUCUCCACUGCGUCAACAACCGCACGAAGAAGGUAGCUCUGGAGCACAUGAGCUUGACCGAAUGCGACGCUGCCGCCGAAAUGAUUCGCUACGUUCUUGGCGGCAGUAACCGCGUCGAGACGCUGGAAUUCCGGCGGUGCGCAUUACGUCAUCCGGAAGACUGGUCGCUGGCAGCCACCAUGGGCUGUCUGCAGCGGAUAUGUGGCGUCGCACAGCGUGCUUGUUGGAUACAAUGUCGCAUCGCGGAGCAGCGUCUGACGGCCGUAUGGCCGCAGGAGUCGGUCGUCUGUCAACCGGAAGAGCAGCUAGAGACGCAGCUGUGGGAUCUCUUUGAGAAGCUGCUCGUUACGCGUAUACCGAUCCAUCUGACGACCUUGAAGGCGUGGGUGACCCGCGCGGCUAUGCACCCAGUCUUUAAACGGCUGGCGCGGGUUUUGCACGAGUAUCAGAGCGUGGAUCCGCGCUCGUCGACGGAAUACCGCGGUUGGCAGUGGACGGUACCGGAAAUGCUCCAUUUGGAGGUGGCAAAACUGACCAGCGUGACUGCAGCGGCAGUGACAGACCUCUUGGAGCGGCAAAACUACGGAUCCAUUCCAAAGAGAAAAAAUUAG
Molecule: messenger RNA, 1545 nt
Organism: Paramacrobiotus metropolitanus
Lineage: Eukaryota; Metazoa; Tardigrada; Eutardigrada; Parachela; Macrobiotidae
Exons: 4
Coding region: 1-1545 (514 amino acids)
Source: RefSeq, a predicted model, not a curated record